This is a messenger RNA of Monoraphidium neglectum, 2148 nucleotides long. RefSeq lists its product as hypothetical. The record is from RefSeq and is a predicted model, not a curated record. Lineage: Eukaryota; Viridiplantae; Chlorophyta; Chlorophyceae; Sphaeropleales; Selenastraceae. The transcript is spliced from 9 exons. Bases 1 to 2148 code for a protein of 715 amino acids.
AUGGCCACCCCUGGACCCCGCAUCGACCUCGCGCCCGCCCAGCCGACGGCCCCUGCCGUGGCCGGCGGCGGGGCCGGCGCGGCGGCGGCGGCGGCUGCGUCGGCCGCGGCGGCAGGAGGAGAGGCGUCCAAGGAUACUGGGGACGGCGAACGGCUGGUGAAGCUGCCUCCCGGCCAUGAGUUGGUGCAGGUGGCCCCUGGACUGUACGCCCUGCGCCAGGUCAGCGCUGCCACGCAGGCGAACGCCACAGCCGUGCCGCCACCGCCGCCGCCGCCGCCGCCGCCGCCGCAGCAGCAGCAGCAGCAGCCAGCCGCCGUCCCCCCGCAGCCGCAGGAGCAGGCCCCGGUCCUGCUGCCGCAGCUGCAGCAGGUGCUGCAGCUACAGGAGGCUGCGGGGGGCCGCCGCGAGGCGCAGCAGAUCGCCGCGGUCCAGGCGCAGCACCAGGCGCACAUCUACCAGACGCAGCAGCAGCGCCCCAGCGCCAUGCGGGACCCCCUGCUCUGCCAGGCGCAGUCGCGGCUGCGCAUGGCGUUCACGCCGGCCGGCGGCGGCGGCGGCGGCGGCGCGCUCGCGUCGGCGGACCGCUCGUCUUCUGGCGGGUCUUCUGCUGCGUCGGACCCCGCGACUCGCGCCGCGCUCGGCGGCAGCGCGCUGCCCACCGCAGGUCACAGCCACAGCAACGCUCGUGGCGCGGCGGGCGCGGCGGCGGCGGCUCCCAAGGCCGCCGCGCCUGGGGGCAAGCGCGCGUCGUCCCAGCGCUUCAGGGAGCGCCAGAAGGAGCUCAUUCAUGAGCUGGAGCACGAGGUCACCUCCAAGCUGGAGCAGAUGCAGCUGCUGGCCCAAGAGAACGAGAUGCUCAAGCUCAGGAGCAGCGUGCUUGAGCGAGCGGUGGAGGGCAGGGAGGAGCAGAUUGACAUCAUCAAGAACUUCGGCAUGAUCUGGCCCGAGCGUCCCGAUUGCUCGAACGGCGGCGCGUCCGAGGACGCGCCCAUGUGCUGCGCGGGCGGCCCCCGCGCGAGCAGCAGCCCGAGCGGCGGCGCCGCCCCCGAACCGUCCGCCGGCAGCGGCAGCCUGGAUGCUUCCGAUGACGUCAUGUCCUCAUGGCAGCGGCAGCAGCUGCAGCGGCCCGCGCAGGACGCGGCGGCGGCGGCGGGGUCGGCGGGCGCGGCGGGCGGGGCGCCGCGGGAGGACUGGUGGAACGAGCCGGUGCCUACGAUAGAGGACAUAAAGAAGAUGACCCCUGAAGAUGCAAAGCUGAGGUGGCGCAAGUUCCUGCAUCACGCGUCGAGGGAGCUGAUGGCGCUCCAGAGGGAGGAGGAGGAGGCGGGGGUGUCACUAGACACGCUGGCCGCCGCGGAGGCCGCGAAUGCAGGGCGCCCCGGCCGCACAGCCGAGCACGCGCCGGGCGCGGCGUGGGGCGGCGCGGCGGGCGCGGCGGGUGGGGAGCCUUUGCAGGACGGCGGCGGUAGCGGCGGCGGGAGCGGCGACGGCAGCGGCGGCCCGCAGGGGCCUUACCCCAAAUACUACAAUCGGCGGCCGCUGCCGCAGGGCACGCCCAACAGCACCGCGGUGGACGACGUUUUGGCGUUCCACGAGCUCUACUCCUCCAUCGCCAGCAGGGUGUUGGCGGAGCGCGCGGUGCUGCAGCAGCGGCUUGGCGCGGCCGGCACGGGCGAGCAGCCCCUGAUGCAGCUGCGCAACACCACUCUGGCGAUGCAAACAGCAGAGGCGCUGGCCAACAACAUCAAGAAGGAGCACGCCCUCAGCCUGCUGUUGGACGCGUUCAUUUACGCCCGCUGCCUCACGCCGGUGCAGCUGGCGCGCAUGUCGGUCUUCUCCUACCCCCUGCUCCCAGACGCGGCGAGCGUCACGCACGUCAUCUGCGAGGACGCGCAGGCGUUGAACCCCGGCGGCCCCCGCCGCCGCGUCUUCGCGCACCACUCGGAGCAGCAGCGCGCCAACGCGAUGCAGGCGGCGCAGGCGCGGAUCGCCGCCCUCGCGGCGGGCAACGGUAUCAGCGGGCUGUCGAACCGCGGGGGCGGCGCGGGCGUCGACGAGCUGCUGGGCUUGCAGGCGCUGGCGGCAGGCUUGCCGGCGCCCCUGCCGGGCCACGGCGAGGCGGCCGCGGUGCUGCAGGCGCAACGGUAG